This is a messenger RNA of Pleuronectes platessa (European plaice), 645 nucleotides long. RefSeq names its product nuclear envelope phosphatase-regulatory subunit 1. Bases 268 to 645 code for a protein of 125 amino acids. The transcript has 2 exons. Gene Ontology annotation, cellular component: cytoplasm; Nem1-Spo7 phosphatase complex. Lineage: Eukaryota; Metazoa; Chordata; Actinopteri; Pleuronectiformes; Pleuronectidae. The record is from RefSeq and is a predicted model, not a curated record.
GCAUUUAGACGCUACAGGCAGCUGAAAAGUUUGAGGAAGUCGUUAUUCUACAAAACACAUGCCAACAGGAAGGAACAUGUCGAGGGCAGAGAGGGCGGCUCCCUGGCUGUUGAAGAUGGCCACGUUGGCUUUGAGUAAGUCUUUCCUCUCCAUGGUAAAGGUGGACUCAGCUUCAGGUGUGGAGGAGUGUCUCUUACAGGACUGAUCAGUGUUGCCCGUCCUUCAGCCGAGCGGAGGCAGCGGCUCAGGCUGCAGAAAGAAGCAGACAUGAAUUCCUUGGAACAGGCCGAAGACCUGAAGGCAUUUGAAAGGAGACUGAUGGAGUACAUCUCCAGUUUGCAACCGGCAACACUCAGGUGGAGAAUGAUUCUGAUAGUGGUGUCUGUGUGUACGGCUACUGGGGCUUGGAAGUGGUUCAUAGACCCUGACACACAGAAGGUCUCGUUCUCUUCAUCACUGUGGAAUCAUCCCUUCUUCACAAUCAGCUGCAUCACUCUCAUAGUCCUCUUCUUUGCUGGAAUACACAGACGAGUUGUGGCACCGUCAAUUAUCGCUGCUCGAUGUCGGACAGUUUUAGCAGAAUACAACAUGUCCUGUGAUGAGACGGGGCAACUUAUUCUCAACCCAGCAGCGAACAUCCAGUAA